AUGAUCGGCGGCAACAGAAAGAAAACCUUCGGUUACUCCGACAAUUUCUUCUACGCCAACGAAGUGGCCGAAUUCAUCACGGGUCUAUGGCGACCCAAAAGCAACCAACCCUUAUGGGUCAUCAUACCAUAUUAUACAUACUCCAUUGUCAUGUUCUCCAACGGCUUCGUCUACAACGUUUGCGAGUACCUCUACUUGAAGGAGAUGCUCAAAGACAUACCGAAGUUGCUCAGCUACAUCGGCAUGUGCCUCACCCACACGUUGGGCAUCAUCAAAUUGAGCAUAUUCGUGUUCCAGCACGACAAACUCGAUUCGAUCAAAAAUCGAUUGCAGCACGACGACUUCAAGUACGCUUCGCUGGAUGAAAACGGACCCAGUACCAUGUUCUCCAACGAGAAACGAUUUAGUAAUUACAUCACCUAUUGGGUGUUCGUGAUGUACGGAUUUGUUGGAGUUUCAGCUCAUAUUUCAGCUGUGAUAUCGUUGAACAAGGCGCUACCGGGCAAUACUUUCGAAGGUACUAACAGAACCUGUAACGAGUUUCUGCCUUAUUACUUCCUCAUACCUUUUCCUACGAAAACGAAGAACGAUUGCAUAUUAGCAUCGACUUUCAUGGACUUGGGAUUCGCCACGUGGGGCUGGGUGAUCGCUUGUUACGAUGGGCUUUACAUGAGCUUGUUGAGAUGCUACAAAAUCCAAUUGAUAAUAGUGGGACACGUGGUACGUACGUUAAGACAACGUUGUUUGUUGAAGUUAAAUUUGAACGAGAAUACGGAGGUGAUGCAUGAUGAAGAGCAACCGGAGUUGGAGCAAGAAAUGUACAAUCAAUUGAAUCACACGAUUAAGCAUGUACAGCUUUUAUAUGGUGUUCGUGAUGAUAUAGAAGAUUUGGUAGUGUACGUGACACUUAUUCAAACUCUAUCUUCUCUAUUCAUUUUUGCUUCUUGCUUGUACGUUGCUUCGAUUGUACCGAUGUCUUCGCCGGAAUUUUUCGCCCAAAUGCAAUUUUUCACCUGCGUAUUGAUCCAAUUGAGUCUAAUCUGUUGGUCUGGUAACGAAAUCACAGUUGCUGGGGAAUCUUUGAGCAGAGCUUUAUUCGAGUCCGAUUGGUUCAGUUGCAGUAGAAGAUUCAAAAGUUCCAUGUUGAUUACAAUGACUCGGACUCAACGACCUAUUAUCCUGACUAUCGGAAAAUUCACUCCUUUGACCAUCACAACUCUAGUUAAUGUCUGUCGUGGGUCAUUUUCAUACUUUGCUGUUUUCAAAACAGUAAAGUAA
This is a messenger RNA of Phyllotreta striolata, 1278 nucleotides long. NCBI's taxonomy places the organism in Eukaryota, Metazoa, Arthropoda, Insecta, Coleoptera, Chrysomelidae. The record is from the annotation of a GenBank genome assembly.